UUUUUUUACAGCCCUAGCGUGUGCCUGUAGCUCGGAAAUUAAUUGUGGCUAAAGCUGUCUCUAUAGCUGCCUCUGCUGCUCUCCGCCGCCGACCCGCCCGGCUGCCGCUGUCCCCCCCCCCCCGCACCCCCCGGCUCUGGUGGAAGCGGGGGGACCGGGCACCAUGCAGGAGUGCGGAGCGGGGCUGUGAGUGCGCUCCGGGGCUCCGAGCGGGGAUCGGGGUUUGUUUUUCCUCCUCCCUCCCCGGCGGCUCCCGUGCUUGCUACAUGCCUUGCCAGCGCCUGCGCCUGCGACUGCGGUCCGACUGCCCUGCUGCUGCUCCAGCCCGGGGUGCCGCCGCCUCGCCGCAACUUCCCCCCCCCCUGCCCCGCGACUAGUGUGUGAUGUUGGACAUGGGAGAUAGGAAGGAAGUGAAAAUGCUGCCGAAAUCCUCCUUCAGCAUUAACAGCCUGGUGCCCGAAGCCGUCCAGAGCGACAGCAGCCACAGCAGCCACAGCCACCACCACAACAGCCACCACCCCCACCACCAUCACCACCCCCACCACCACCACCACCACCACCCGCAGCAGCAGCCCCAGCCCCAGCCCCAGCGAGCUGCCCCGGCCGAGGAGGAGGAAGAGGAGAAGAGCCAGCUCCUCCUGCAGCCCCCCGUGGUGGCGGUGGCAGCGGCGGCUGCGGCCACCACCUCCGGCACCUUGGAGGUGGCCAAGGAGAUCCUGCCGGGCAAGGGGGAGCCGGGCUCGGCCGCGGCAGCCGCGGAGCUGGAGGAGAAGGAGAAAGCGGCGGCGGAGGAGAAGAAGGGGGCGGCGGAGGGGGGCAAGGAAGGGGAGAGCGGCAAGGAAGGGGAGAAGAAGAACGGCAAGUACGAGAAGCCCCCGUUCAGCUACAACGCGCUGAUCAUGAUGGCCAUCCGGCAGAGCCCCGAGAAGCGCCUCACCCUCAACGGCAUCUACGAGUUCAUCAUGAAGAACUUCCCCUACUACCGGGAGAACAAGCAGGGCUGGCAGAACUCCAUCCGCCACAACCUCUCCCUCAAUAAGUGCUUCGUCAAGGUGCCCCGCCACUACGACGACCCGGGCAAAGGGAACUACUGGAUGUUGGACCCUUCCAGCGACGACGUCUUCAUCGGGGGAACCACGGGCAAGCUCCGCCGGAGAUCCACCACCUCCCGGGCCAAGCUGGCUUUCAAGCGAGGCGCUCGGCUCACCUCCACCGGACUGACAUUCAUGGAUAGGGCUGGAUCUUUGUAUUGGCCUAUGUCCCCUUUCCUCUCCCUGCACCACCCCCGGGCCAGCAGCACUUUGAGUUACAAUGGGACCACGUCCGCCUACCCCAGCCACCCCAUGCCCUACAGUUCAGUGUUGACUCAAAACUCUUUGGGAAACAACCACUCCUUUUCCACGUCUAAUGGGUUAAGUGUUGAUAGACUAGUCAAUGGAGAGAUACCUUAUGCCACUCAUCACCUCACAGCAGCAGCUCUGGCCGCCUCAGUGCCAUGUGGCUUGUCAGUCCCUUGCUCUGGCACCUAUUCCCUAAACCCUUGCUCUGUAAACCUUCUAGCAGGACAGACAAGUUACUUUUUCCCCCAUGUUCCUCACCCUUCAAUGACUUCUCAAAGCAGCACUUCAAUGACGGCCAGGGCAGCCUCCUCCUCCACGUCUCCACAGGCGCCCUCCACUCUCCCUUGUGAGUCCUUAAGACCUUCUUUGCCAAGUUUUACAACAGGACUUUCCGGGGGACUUUCUGAUUAUUUCACACAUCAGAAUCAGGGGUCUUCUUCAAACCCUUUAAUACAUUAACAUCCAUGGGACCAGACUACCAAAGAUUGGGUUUUAGAAAAUGCACUCAAUGUCCGAAGUAAUUUAAACCAACAACAACAUUGUUUCAGCUUGCAGCACUGCCCGUUCAAAUGAAUCAGAAGGGGACAAAAUUAAUGAUUGCCUUCAGUUUGUGUUGUGUAUAUUUUGAUGUAUGUGGUCACUAACAGGUCACCUUUAUUUUUUUCUAAAUGUAGUGAAAUGUUAAUACCUAUUGUACUUAUAGGUAAACCUUGCAAAUAUGUAACCUGUGUUGCGCAAAUGCCGCAUAAAUUUGAGUGAUUGUUAAUGUCGUCUUAAAAUUUCUUGAUUGUGAUACUGUGGUCAUAUGCCCGUGUUUGUCACUUACAAAAAUGUUUACUAUGAACACACAGAAAUAAAAAAAUAGGCUAAAUUCAUAUA
Molecule: messenger RNA, 2219 nt
Organism: Dermochelys coriacea (leatherback sea turtle)
Lineage: Eukaryota; Metazoa; Chordata; Testudines; Dermochelyidae
Gene: FOXG1
Product: forkhead box G1
Exons: 2
Coding region: 384-1799 (471 amino acids)
Biological process (GO): regulation of transcription by RNA polymerase II
Cellular component (GO): nucleus
Molecular function (GO): DNA-binding transcription factor activity; sequence-specific double-stranded DNA binding
Source: RefSeq, a predicted model, not a curated record